AUGGUAUAUGGUUGCCCGGGUAGUUUCCGGAUCUAUGAUGUACGGUUAUUGGGAGAGAACUUAGUAAAGAAACACGCCAGAUAUAGCAAGAAUGGUUUUGUGCCUCCACAUAACUAUGCCUCUUGUAGGGUUUGUCCUAGGAACUCUCAAGGAUGCCUAACUAUUGUAACGGAUCUCCAGGAUCAAAUGGACCAAGGUUACAUUGAAGCCUACCAAGCCAGAGAUUAUAAUCAGGUCAAUAUGGUCAAUAGUGACAGCGAAGUAAAUGUCAUAGUUCCUCAGUUCAACGACUCCAAGCCUAUACAUAUUAUUUAUGACAGUCGGAAGACUUCUGUGACUCCUCUGGUCAUUAACUUACCGGACCCAGUUCCCUACCAAUCUGAUAAAGUCGUACCUUACAAGUACAAUGCUACAAUGACUGAGAAUGGAAAGGAUGUUCCUCUACCCUCCAUUGUUAACGUCGCUGAUGUAAGCAGAGUCACAAGGAGUGGGCGUAUAUUUGCAAAAAGGACUAAGGAUGUCACAGCAGGAAAGCAGGUUCAUGUUGAGAUCCCUUUUGAACCGGUUGGCCAAUCUGAUAACAUGAACCCGAAAAGUGAUGAUGAUGAGGUGUUGAAGCUCAUCAGGAAAAGUGAAUACAAUGUGGUGGAAGAAUUACUGCAUACACCUUCCAUGAUAUCUGUGUUAUCUUUGUUGAUGAACUUUGAGGCUCACUGUGAAGCUUUACAGAAAGUCCUAGAACAAGCUUAUGUAGACCAUGAUGUGAUGGUUGGACAGUUUGAUGGUAUCGUCGCUAACAUCACGGCCUGCAGUAACUUGAGUUUCAGUAAUGAAGAGCUCCCCGAAGAAGGAAUAAAUUAUAACAUGGCACUAAAUAUCUCAAUCAACUAUAUGAAUGACUCUUUGUCAAGUGUGUUAGUGGAUACAGGAUCGUCUCUCAAUGUCAUUCCAAAGUUGACACUUUCCAGACUUUCUUUACAAGGUGCUCUUAUGAGGAGUAGUGGGAUUAUUGUCAAAGCUUUUGAUGGUUCCAGAAAAACAGUCAUUGGAGAAGUUAACCUUCCUAUGACCAUCGAACCUCAUACUCUCCAAAUAACAUUCCAGGUGAUGGACAUAGAAGUUGCGUAUAGUUGUUUAUUGGGUCGGCCUUGGAUCCAUGAAGUUGGGGAAGUCACUUCCACUCUGCAUCAGAAGCUUAAAUUUGUGAAGAACGGGAAGCUAAUGAUAGUUUAUGGGGAGAAAACACUGGUUGUGAGUCACUUAUCAUCUUUCUCUUAUCUUGAACCUGAAGAAGCUGUUGGAACUCAAUUCCAAGCCCUUUCUUUGAUUGACAAAGAUGUCAAGAUAGGAGUAUCCAUCUCUUCAUUCAAGGAUGCACAACGGCUAGUAAAUGAUGGAAUAACCGAUGGUUGGGGAAUAAUUUUGGAUCUCCCAGAAAACAAACACCGAGAGGGUAUAGGAUUUUCUCCUACUUCCAAGAAGAUUGCAGAAGGAAGUAUAUCUAUUCGUUCAAUCAAAGAAACUUUCCAUAGUGGAGGGUUCAUCAAUCCCACUUUGCGAGAAGUUAGUGUCGUCACUGAAGAUAAUGAUUCAACAUGGGAACCCUACUGCGAUGAUCCUGAAUAUGAUCUUGAGGCGGAAGAUGCAUAUGUGCCUUUCUACUUACCUCAGCAUAGAGAACUUGAAUACAUCACGGGGUCAGAAGACGAAGCAGCUGAAGCCAAUGCCACUAUGGAAGACAGUCCUAAAGAUGUUACGACCGACUUCGUAGCUCGUGGUGUAAUUCGCCAAAACUGGACCUCUGUUGAUGUUCCUGUUGUUGUUCACAUUUCAAAGUAA
Messenger RNA from Lathyrus oleraceus (garden pea), 1839 nucleotides. RefSeq lists its product as uncharacterized. The record is from RefSeq and is a predicted model, not a curated record. NCBI's taxonomy places the organism in Eukaryota, Viridiplantae, Streptophyta, Magnoliopsida, Fabales, Fabaceae. The transcript has a single exon. Gene Ontology annotation, biological process: proteolysis. Gene Ontology annotation, molecular function: aspartic-type endopeptidase activity. Bases 1 to 1839 code for a protein of 612 amino acids.